Messenger RNA from Peromyscus eremicus (cactus mouse), 1540 nucleotides. Its product is annotated as cytochrome P450 3A25-like. NCBI's taxonomy places the organism in Eukaryota, Metazoa, Chordata, Mammalia, Rodentia, Cricetidae. Gene Ontology annotation, molecular function: testosterone 6-beta-hydroxylase activity; iron ion binding; heme binding. The record is from RefSeq and is a predicted model, not a curated record. Gene Ontology annotation, biological process: oxidative demethylation; steroid metabolic process.
AUGGAGCUGAUCCCCAACCUUUCCAUGGAAACCUGGGUGCUGCUGGCUAUCAGCCUGGUGCUCCUCUACAUAUAUGGGACCUAUCCUAAUGGGAUUUUUAAGAAGCUCGGCAUUCCUGGACCCAAACCUCUGCCUUUUUGGGGCACCAUGUUGGGCUACCGAAAUGGUUUGUGGAAAUUUGAUAUAGACUGCUAUAAAAAGUAUGGGAAAAUAUGGGGGUUUUAUGACGGUCGACAGCCUGUGCUGGCUAUCACAGAUCCAGAGAUCAUCAAAACAGUGCUGGUGAAAGAAUGCUACUCAGUCUUCACAAACCGUCGGACUUUUGGUCCAGCGGGAUUUAUGAAAAAGGCCAUCACCUUAUCUGAGAAUGAAGAAUGGAAGAGACUUCGAACACUGCUGUCUCCAACUUUCACCAGUGGAAAACUCAAAGAGAUGUUCCCCAUCAUUGGACAGUAUGGAGAUACAUUGGUGAAAAACUUGAGACGAGAAGAAGAGAGAGGGAAGCCCAUCACCAUAAAAGAUAGCCUUGGAGCUUAUAGCAUGGAUGUGAUCACUGGCACAUCAUUUGGAGUGAAUGUAGAUUCUCUCAACAACCCAGAAGAUCCCUUUGUGCAGAAAGCCAAGAAGAUAUUAAAGUGUGGAUUGCUUAACCCAUUUCUUCUCUCUGUAUUUAUGUUUCCAUUCCUUACUCCACUAUAUGAGAUGCUAAGUAUCUCUAUUUUCCCAAACCGGCUACUGGAUUUUUUCUGUGAAUUUGUAAAGAAGAUGAAGCAAAAUCAUCUUGAAACAAAUCAGAAGACCCGAGUGGAUUUUCUUCAGCUGAUGAUAAACACUCAGAACUCCAAAGGCAAAGAGUCCCUGAAAGCUCUGUCUGAUAUGGAGAUCACAGCCCAAUCAGUUGUUUUCAUUUUUGCUGGCUAUGAAGCCACAAGCACGUCCAUUUCCUUCGUGAUGUAUCAACUGGCCACCCACCCUGCUGUGCAGAAGAAACUUCAGGACGAGAUUGACAGAGCUCUGCCCAAUAAGGCACCUGUCACCUAUGAUGCCCUGAUGGACAUGGAAUACCUGGACAUGGUAGUGAAUGAAACUCUCAGAUUGUACCCGGCUGCUAACAGGCUAGAAAGGAUCUCAAAGAAAGAUGUGGAAAUCAAUGGCGUGUUCAUUCCCAAAGGAACUAUAGUUAUGGUACCAACCUAUCCUCUCCAUCGGGAUCCUGAGUACUGGCCAGAGCCUGAGGAGUUCUGCCCUGAAAGGUUCAGCAAGGAGAACAAGGGCAGCAUCAAUCCUUAUGUUUACCUGCCCUUCGGGAAUGGACCCAGGAACUGCCUUGGCAUGAGGUUUGCCCUCAUCAGCAUGAAACUUGCUGUCGUCAGAGUCCUGCAGAACUUCACCCUCCAGCCUUGUGAGAAAACACAGAUACCCUUGAAGUUAAGCAAGCGAACAAUUUUUCAACCAGAAAAACCCAUCAUCCUGAAAGUUGUGUCAAGGUGAAAUCACAAAUGGAGCUUGGGUUUCCCGCAAGAUUUCAGCUGUUCUUCAA